Messenger RNA from Leptonychotes weddellii (Weddell seal), 3330 nucleotides. Lineage: Eukaryota; Metazoa; Chordata; Mammalia; Carnivora; Phocidae. The record is from RefSeq and is a predicted model, not a curated record.
UUUAGUGUGUGGAGCUGCUCGCGCUCCGCCCGGGCUGUCAGUCCCGGCUCCAGCCGCCGCGAGACCUUCCCGGAGACGCGCGCACACACAGCGCACCCCCCGCACACCGCACACCCUCGCUCCCUUGCUCACACACACGCACACACUCAGCCUGGCCGAGCGGGAGCCACUGACCAUUUUGCAAGUGCCGGACCAGCUGCGGCGCAGUGGGUACAAACACUCCGCGUUCCCAUUCGGGGCUUUCGUCUUGGAGACGACGACGAGGGGCGAAGGUGGGCUAGGACGCGGACCAGGCGCGGGGCACUGGUCGGGCCGCCUUCCUGGCAGAGCCGCCUCCCGGGACGGGCGCGGGCCUCCGCAGAGAGUAGAAUAAAGAGGAGCGGCCGCAAUCGCAGCGCGAGGAGGAUGGGAACUCCCCUAUUUCCAGCUCUGUAACGGGUGGAAAUCCUGAAUGGAGGAGCCGCUGAUUUCAUUUGCUUGAGAAAAUCGUCCAGAGGAACUCAUAUUUGGCUACUCUGAGCAGUGGAGGGGUGUCCAUGACGUGGCAGGGGGAAAAUAGACAUACGAAACCUCCUAUGUGUACUGCAAACUGUAACCAAGCAAGGGGAAAAUAAUCUCUAUUUUAAUUUCAUGCAAAGGGUUUUAAGCAUCUGUAUUAUAAACUUACUUCUAUGCCUUGUACCCAGUUCAGCAGAAACCAGAGGAGUCCUGUCUGGGGACCCCAUCAUUAUCCGGGAGACCCGCCGCCAGCGGCCUGCCUUCGUUUACCCACAUCCCCCUGGAACGGAUAUCUGUUUGGGGUACCACAGUCUUUCCUAUAGAACUAUGGCCAAAUAUCCAUGAAUGUUGCUAAUUCUGGGACCUAACUCCUGGAAUCUACCUGCAGGGCUGGAAUUUAGCCUAACUGCAUAUGAAGAAAUGACAUUUUAAACCAUUUUAAAAAUACCUUAAAAAUUUCCUGUGUAGCAGGAUUUGAUAGGCUUAACAACAUGACAGGUAAGAACUUUCUCUCUUUCUAGUCCCCGAACGCCCCACGCCGGGAAGGCUGAAGCGGAACGGGACCCUGGAGGAAGGAGAGCCAGGGGACCUGGGUGCCCCUCGGGGCUCGCAGGCGCUCGGCCCGGCGCUGCUUUCGAGAGCAGCUCAGCCCUCGCUUCCUGGACGGUGGGGCCAGCGGCUGGGGAAGCUUCUGGGGCGCGCGCGGGGAGGCGGCGCAGCGCUGCACCUGCCCUGCCCCGGACACAGCCCCGGGGCGAGGCUCCAGGGACCACCCCAAGUCAAUAUUGGGAUUUUUAAUAAACCAAGGAAUGGGAUUUUAAUUAUUUAAAACCCAGUUCCUCUGGGCCGGAUGCUGCUGGGAUGGUCCUAGUCACACAAUAUUAAAGAGACCCCUCACUAAGAGGACGAGAAAAGCGUCCGAGACAAGCGUCCGAGACAUCCGUUGCAAUUACGAAUGAACCAGAGACUUGGUAGCACAGGGCAUUGAUUGCUGGUGCCCAGCCGGACCCUCCUCCCCUCUCCCCAUUCCUCCCCCCACCCCCCACCACCACCCGAGGCAGGCUCCGGCGGCGGCCGGGACCUCGCGUCCCUACAUCGUGGCCCGGGCUGCAUUUUUCAUGAGCCCGGGGUGAACAGGUGCGAAGUGCGCUGGGAGCAUCCGGCCGACGGCCAGGAGCGGGGAACAUGGAGAGCGAGCGCGACAUGUACCGCCAGUUCCAGGACUGGUGCCUCAGGACUUACGGGGACUCAGGCAAGACCAAGACGGUGACCCGUAAAAAAUACGAGCGGAUCGUCCAGCUCCUCAACGGCUCCGAGUCGAGCUCCACGGACAACGCCAAAUUUAAAUUCUGGGUCAAAUCGAAGGGCUUCCAGCUGGGCCAGCCGGACGAGGUCCGCGGGGGCGGCGGCUGCGCCAAGCAAGUGCUUUACGUGCCGGUCAAGACCACGGAUGGUGUAGGGGUAGAUGAGAAGCUGUCUUUGCGGCGGGUAGCUGUGGUUGAAGAUUUCUUUGACAUUAUCUAUUCGAUGCAUGUGGAAACAGGGCCAAAUGGAGAACAAAUUCGAAAACAUGCUGGACAAAAGAGAACUUACAAAGCAAUUUCAGAGAGCUAUGCCUUCCUACCAAGAGAAGCGGUGACACGGUUUCUAAUGAGCUGCUCAGAGUGCCAGAAAAGAAUGCAUUUAAACCCAGAUGGAACAGAUCACAAAGAUAAUGGAAAACCUCCCACUUUGGUGACCAGCAUGAUUGACUACAACAUGCCCAUUACCAUGGCCUAUAUGAAGCAUAUGAAAUUGCAGCUGCUAAACUCACAGCAAGAUGAGGAUGAAAGUUCAAUAGAAAGUGAUGAAUUUGAUAUGAGUGAUUCAACACGGAUGUCAGCUGUGAACUCCGAUCUUAGCUCCAAUCUUGAGGAAAGAAUGCAAAGUCCUCAGGCUCUUCAUGGCCAGCAAGAUGAUGAUUCUGCUGCGGAGAGCUUUAACGGCAAUGAGACUCUGGGGCACAGUUCAGUUGCUUCCGGGGGAACACACAACAGGGAGAUGGGUGACUCCAAUGGUGAUGGCAAAACUGGGCUGGGGCAGGAGGAGCAGCCUCUGAACCUGAGUGACAGUCCCCUCUCAGCACAGCUGACUUCGGAAUACACAAUAGAUGACCACAGCAGUAAUGGAAAAAACAAAUAUAAGAAUCUCCUAAUUUCGGACCUCAAGAUGGAACGAGAGGCAAGGGAGAAUGGAAGCAAGUCUCCUGCACAUAGCUACUCAAGCUACGAUUCUGGCAAAAAUGAGAGUGUAGACCGAGGUGCCGAGGACCUGUCUCUAAACAGGGGAGAUGAGGAUGAAGAUGACCACGAUGACCACGACGAUUCUGAAAAAGUGAACGAGACAGAUGGCGUUGAGGCCGAGCGGCUGAAAGCUUUUAAUAUGUUUGUCAGGCUGUUUGUAGAUGAAAACUUGGACCGAAUGGUCCCAAUCUCUAAGCAGCCCAAAGAAAAGAUCCAGGCUAUCAUUGACUCAUGCAGGCGACAAUUCCCUGAGUAUCAAGAGCGUGCCAGAAAACGUAUACGUACUUACCUCAAGUCCUGCAGGCGGAUGAAAAGAAGUGGUUUUGAGAUGUCUCGACCUAUUCCUUCCCACCUUACUUCAGCAGUUGCAGAGAGUAUCUUGGCCUCAGCCUGUGAGAGUGAAAGCAGGAAUGCCGCCAAGAGGAUGCGUCUGGAUAGACAACAGGUACUGAGGAGCGUUGGGGGCUGGUGUGCACCCGCGAUGGCAGACAAAUAUGGUUCAUUUAGUCCAAUUUAUGCAGAAGGCGAAAGACUCUUGAAUGGAUUUUGA